GGGGGCGCAGAGGGCCGGCUUCUCACAACACCCACGGGCUCUGUUGGGAGAGAUAGAUCACCUCCAACAAUGGCCACAGCUGUUUUCGUCUGCCCCGAAGGAAACUGACUUAGGAAGCAGGUAUCAGAGAGGGCCCUUCCUGCAGGGGCUUCUGUCUGGCUUGUAAAACUGUCAGGGCAGCUGCAUUCAUGUGUCGAGUGAUGGAUGGAGGAAAGGAGGGACAGACGGCUUCAGAUGGACACAGCGGCUUGCAAGUCAAGGCAGGUGGCAAAGGCCUCGCGGAGGCUCUGCAGGUGGGGCAUACUGAUUCAUUGCCCAGUGAAAAUACCAAGGGGACCCGGGCCACAGCCCUCUUCCCAGCCUCCUGGAACAAUCCAUCUGCAGUGAAAGCUUCCGCUGGCUCUCCUUUCUUUUCCUGCACCUCAGGUGUGAACCUCCCUCCCCGGUGCCUCUACCCCUCCCAGGCCCCUGGUUCUGCUCCAGGGCUAAGGUAGCAAUUCCUUUUGAUUUCUUUGUGGCUAGCUGGACCUGGGAUGGCUUCAUGGAAUGCACCCCAUAGCAUGGACCAAUAAGGUUUUCCAUAUAGGACUCAAAGCUGUUUUUGAAAAAUAGAAUCGUCUGAGAAACCAACCAGCCAAACAAACAAAAAGAUGAUGAAGAAGAAAAAAAGGACGUCAGCACUGAAAAUGCCGGCCUUGGUCUUUGCUACGAAAAGGGAUUUUUGUGCUCUCCGUUCCUACCCACAGCCUGGCCAGGGAAAUGACUGCCUUGGGCACAUCAGUCCGCAAGCAGCAGUGAGUGUCUUGGCCAAGAAGUGCCUGUCACCAUGCGCAGAAUCCCCACGGUUUCCUCCUCGAGGUCCAUCACCACUGUCCGUUGACUUACUCAUCCUGGCCUUGGAACCAGAAUCCCCGCCCCCUCGCCCAAGCAGAUACUCUCCCCGCGGCCCUCCAGUUUUCUCUCUUGCCUUCCAGAGGGUGCCAACGGGGCUUUCUUGAUCAGCGUAAUUGAUGCUCAGCCUCAUGGAACCGGGACCAAUGGGGUUUCUUAAAAAGUAUCCUUCUGCCCCUGCCUGGGUCUGUGGGGGCCAAAGAUAUACCCCUCGGGCCACUUGUCGGUGGGGUAACAAACGAACUUGGCCUGAGAAAGGCACUUGGCUGGGCUUAGCCCUGUGGAGGGCUCCGGGCUGUAGUUUUCUUUGUGAAGCUGGCCCAAAGCUUGUUUUGAGAAAGCCCGAGGGGCCCAAGGAGGUAAAGAUUGUGAGCUGGAGCUCAUCUUGAUAUCCGAAAACCACAGCCGCCUGCACGUGGGAGGUGCUGGAGGGCAGGCUCGCCUCACACGCCCCCCUCUCUCUAGGUCACCUGGGAGCACCGGCUCCCAGGGAGUUUGCUGUGCCUGAGAAGUCUUUGGGGAGGGCUUGCUCUGAGCACACCCGUUCCCUCCCCCUGGGCUGAGAGAAACGUGGGACCAGCCCUGCCCCAGCCUGUCCUCAUUGGUUGGCACGAGGCAGAGGGGGCUUUAAAAAGGCAAACGUGUCCCAGGCUGGGGACCGGAGCCUGUGCUACUGGAAGGCUGGGUGCCCUCCUCUGGCUGGCGCCAUGCAGCUCUCUCUCGCCCUGUGUCUUGUCUGCCUGCUGGUGCACGCAGCCUUCCGUGUGGUGGAGGGCCAGGGCUGGCAGGCCUUCAAGAACGAUGCCACGGAGAUCAUCCCUGAGCUGGGCGAGUACCCCGAGCCUCCGCCAGAGCUGGAGAACAAGACCAUGAACCGAGCAGAGAACGGAGGGAGACCCCCUCACCAUCCCUUUGAGACCAAAGACGUGUCCGAGUACAGCUGCCGCGAGCUGCACUUCACCCGCUACGUGACGGACGGGCCCUGCCGCAGCGCCAAGCCGGUCACCGAGCUGGUGUGCUCCGGCCAGUGCGGCCCGGCGCGCCUGCUGCCCAACGCCAUCGGCCGCGGCAAGUGGUGGCGCCCGAGCGGACCCGACUUCCGCUGCAUCCCCGACCGCUACCGCGCGCAGCGGGUGCAGCUGCUGUGCCCCGGUGACGCGGCGCCGCGCGCGCGCAAAGUGCGCCUGGUGGCCUCGUGCAAGUGCAAGCGCCUCACCCGCUUCCACAAUCAGUCCGAGCUCAAGGACUUCGGGCCCGAGGCCGCGCGGCCGCAGAAGGGCCGAAAGCCGCGCCCCCGCGCCCGGGGCGCCAAAGCCAACCAGGCGGAGCUGGAGAACGCCUAUUAGAGGCCGCCCGCCGCGCCGCGCCUCCCCCCGCAACCCGCGCCCCGGCCCAGGCGCCCGGGUUUCUGCCCUCGGCGCGCGGUUUGAUUGUUUGUAUCUCAUUGUAAAUGCCUGCAACCCAGGGCAGGGGGCUGAGACCUUCUGGGCUUCGGCAGGAGGUAGCCAGGCCCUGCGGAUCCCGGGCGCCAGCAGAGCCCCCACUCCCUCGUCUCCGAGGGGGUCCCGCAGGGCAGGGGAGGGCGCUGAGAGUCACGGACACUGAGCCACGCAGCCCCGCCUACAGGGGCCGCCCACCUUUGCUGGUCCCACUUCUGAGGAGGCAGAAAAGCAAGCAUUUCACCGCCCAGGGGUUCUAAGGGAGCAGUGGGGGAGGAGGAAAGUCCCGGGACUGGUUAAGAAAGUGCGAUAAGAUUCCCUCUCCACUUCUCUGCCCCUCAAAAAGCCUUUAGUGCCUUGUUGUGCCAAGAACACAGGACCGGGGUCCAUAGAUAUGGUUUCUAGUCCGGACUCUGCCGCUAACGCGCUGGAUGACCUUGGACCACACUCUUCUCUUUCUUGUCCUCAAUUUCCUAUUCGGAAAAUGGAGGUGGGGGUGGGAUUUGUAUCUCGAGGAGUCUACGGUCACCUGAUUCCAAGGCCUUGCGUGUCUUUUGAAUGGGCAAAGGAGAGAGAGAGAGGUUGGGUUGAAAUGCUGCCAUGGUCACGUCCAGAAUUCAGAGUUGUGAUGCCCGGAUCUGAGAGCCAAAGAUGAAAAACAAGUGUGGCCGUGGGGGUGGGGUGCGGGGUUGGCGUCUUUUUUAGGGCUGACAAACUCCUGGAAGAAGCUGUGUUCUCUCCCGGCCUGGCCCUCCCCGGAUGUUUGCCUGUCUUCACCCCUCCAUCCCAAAGGAUGCAGAAACAAUGCCAUUGAUUGGGGUUGAGAAGGAGAAGGUCCCAGGACACUGGGCUUGCAGGCCCAAGGGAGCAGCCACCACCCAUGCAAAGACCAGCGAAUCCCUCUGCAGACGUCCUCCUGCCUACCACUCACAGACACAAUUCUGUCUAGAACCUAGCUUCUUAGUGCUGUUACCUGUGAUGUCAUAUCUUACACUGAAAUAAUAUUACUUGGGGAAAAAAUUACAAGUUCUGUACAUAUGCCGAGAAACCACAAAGCCUGAUAGAUGUCAUCCAAAAAUCUUUUUGAAAGUCAUUUCCAGACACCUCUUACUUUCUGUGUAGUUUCUAAUUGUGUAACACACACACACACACACACACACCAAACCAGAAGCACAUGCCGUGUGAAAUCCUGCCAGGCUGGUCCUUUCCACAAUCCUUCCAUGUGGGAUUUGUCCACAAGAAUGAAAGUCGUGGUUUUUACAAAGAGUUAAGUUACAUAUUUAUUUUCUCACUUAAGUUAUUUAUGCAAAAGUUUUUCUUGUAGAGAAAUGACAACGUUAAUAUUGCUUUGUGAAAUACCAGUCUGUUCUUUCCAGAGGCAUUGUUAAUAAAGACAAUGAAUCAUUUCCGA
Messenger RNA from Neofelis nebulosa (Clouded leopard), 3741 nucleotides. RefSeq names its product sclerostin (gene SOST). NCBI's taxonomy places the organism in Eukaryota, Metazoa, Chordata, Mammalia, Carnivora, Felidae. Gene Ontology annotation, biological process: negative regulation of Wnt signaling pathway; negative regulation of BMP signaling pathway; ossification. The coding region runs from base 1599 to 2237 and encodes 212 amino acids. Gene Ontology annotation, molecular function: BMP binding. The record is from RefSeq and is a predicted model, not a curated record. The transcript is spliced from 2 exons.